Messenger RNA from Aaosphaeria arxii CBS 175.79, 291 nucleotides. RefSeq lists its product as uncharacterized. The record is from RefSeq and is a predicted model, not a curated record. NCBI's taxonomy places the organism in Eukaryota, Fungi, Ascomycota, Dothideomycetes, Pleosporales. Bases 1 to 291 code for a protein of 96 amino acids. The transcript has 2 exons.
AUGACUUCCAAGUUCACCGAAAUCUUGGAGCCUUCCGAGGCCCCAACAUACACCCACCCUCACCUCAACGUCUCUCUCGAAGACGUCUUGGCAGAGGAAGGUCGCAAGCGAUCUGGUUCGCAUUCCUCCUCCAGCUCCCACUCUAGCAACUCCCGGACGGGAAGCGAUGCGGCUCCCAAGUCUCCCACAUCAUCAGAGGAGAGCGUCAAGGACGGUCUCAAGAGGAGAUUCACCUUCGGUCGCAACAAAGCUCGCCGGUCCACCAAGGGUUUGUUUGAGAAGCGAGUUUAA